AUGAAGGGACUCACUUUCAUCGUACAGCUUCUCAUUGUGAUUUGCUCCUGUUUGUCCGUUGAGGUAACACAGUUUGAAAAUCUGUUUAGCUUAUGGGAAGAUUUUUUUGUGGCAUAUCUCUUAGUUUUCUGCUGCUUUUGUGUUUUUGGUUGGAAUUUGGAAAGGCUAGGUUUUGGGAAUAUGUAUGUUCACAUAGCAACAUUUCUACUUUUCUGCAUGGCCCCUUUUUGGAUCUUUAACUUGGCUGCUGCCAACAUUGAUAAUGAAACAGUAAGAGGCAUUUUGGGCAUUACUGGUAUUGCACUUUGUGUUUUUGGGUUGCUCUAUGGAGGAUUUUGGCGUAUUCAAAUCAGAAAACGAUUCAACCUGCCACCAAAUAACAUGUGUUUUGGAAAAUCAAAUGUUGCUGAUUGUGUUCAGUGGCUCUUUUGCUGCUGGUGUUCUCUGGCACCAGAAGUCCGAACUGUAGAUUUUUACGAGACUGUUGAAGAUAGAAUUUGCAAUAAGAAUAGAUUUGACAGCCAUUCUACUCUUACCCCAUUACCUCGUGAAGGUAGUACUAAUAGGUCUGGUACUCAAUCCACGUCUGAUUUGAACACCUCAUUUUGGUUAAAUUAUGGCUUAUCCAAGAUUGAACCUUCAGUAUUGAUGAAUGAAACUAUGAUGCCACCUAACCCAGCUACAAUGAGAAUGGAAGUCGAGGAUCUUAGGGAAGUAUGAAGUUAGAUUGAACUGGAUUUGAUUCAUAUACUUGAUGACUGUAGUAAUGAGAAACCAACUUUGCAGCUCAUAUAUACUUUUGCUGUCUUUGAAAUGCAUGGUUUUUGCUGCUUGCAAAGGGAGAAUUCCAUCUCUGAAGUAAGUAUCUGGCUAGGUUCAUACAGCUGAAUUUAGUUGAUCUUUUAAAUUUUUAUUGUAAUUUCUUGAACUUUAGUUUCCUAGCUAGUAACAUAAAUUUUUCUUAUUCGUGCAGCUUCUUUUGUGAGAUUAGGUAAUUAUUACUCCUUUAGUAAGCAUUUUCUGUGUGACCAUUUUUUGCUGGUAGUUUGAUCGAUGCAUACAGGGGAACAUUGUAUGAUUACAGAAAAGGAAAUACUUCCUCUGCAUGCCUAUCUGUAAUUUUUCCAGGUACAAAUAUUUAGUCUUAUGACUUGUAGUAACUAACAGUGACACUAAAGGUUUCUCAUUACUGUCAAGCAUUAUGCUCUUUCUUACUCCAACAAUUUUCUUUGUUUGAUUAGCUCUAAAUUUGAGAAUGUUCAUGAAAAUGAGCAAUUAUCAGUCUUGGAUUUGCAUUUUCAUCUAUUAUUAUGGCAAUAAAACAGGGCACUUUUAGCUCUAAAAUUGAGAAUGUUCAUGAAAAUGAGCAAUUAUCAGUCUUGGAUUUGCCUGAACUAGCAUUGGAUUGUAUUCUUGAGAAGCUUUUGCCUGCCGGGUUGUGUAGUAUGGCUGCUGUUUGUAGCUCAUUGAGGGAGAGAUGCAUCAGUGAUCACCUUUGGGAUAGACACAUGAAGCAUAAAUGGGGGAGGGUUUUAGGUUCUGCAGCUUCCCGCGAAUGGCAAUGGUUUAUUGCCUCUAGACGAAAUUCGAGUGUUUCUGCUGGGAAAAAAUCACAAGGCUUUAUGAAAUAUAUUUGGUAUGCAUGGCCUUUGACAUGGUUUGCAUCAAAAUUUGAUAAGUCUAAUAAUAAGGAUUCUGCUUCUCCUCUGGUUGAUACUGUUAUGUCCUGGUUUUUGGCUCUUGAAAGUGGCAAAUUCUGGUUCCCUGCCCAAGUUUACAACCGUGAGAAUGGUCAUGUUGUUUUAUGUUGUCCUGCUAUGAUGCUGAGCUUAGCUAUGAUCCCCAAAUAGACACAUUCCAGGCAAGAUAUCCGCCCCAUGGGAGAAGGGCAGUGGCGAUAGGGAGUGGUAUUUAAUGGGAAAGGCUAAGGGCAGCACCAGUGGAUACUCCACCACAUGAUCUUCAUGCAUCUGAUUGCUUAAAUGAUCUACACCCUGGAGAUCACAUAGAGAUCCAGUGGAGACGGAAUAAAGAAUUCCCUUACGGUACGUUCCACAAUCUAAUUAAUUGGGUGUCAUUAUGGUAGUCGUGUGAUUAUUUGUUUAAUUUGUGCAGCUGGAUACUAGAUAGAGGUUGGUUUGACUUAUUUUUUUUACAUCUUUCUCUUGAUUGGCUGUAAUUAGGUUUUCAAGUCUAACAAUAAAAGUUUUGCAACUUGUUUAUUGUAGCUGGCCUGCUGAGACUUUCCUUGACGUGAGAAGGUAGUACUUGUAGUAGUAGCAAUAUGGAAUUCAUGAAAAAUUACACAACAAUACCCCUCCAGACAAACAUGAAGAUUUAGUAAAGCUUCGAUUUAUAUUAGUUUUUCUGUGAAAUUCUGAGUGAAUGGGAUUGUUAAGUUUAAUAUACGGAAACAUAAGAUUUAACUUAAUAAACUUAGAGAGUAACCUAUAAUUUUGGGAUGAUCUAAAUAAGAAAGGUGGCUUAUUAUUCAGAAACAGGUUGAGUAUAAAUAAUUUUCUAAGUGGAGUAACUGUGUAAUGACCUUCCAAAUUAUCCAAACGGUGUAAGAGUUAUUUUGUAUCUUUGGAUGGCCAAGAGGGGUGUUAUGAUUAGUGUUGCACUAAUGUGUAUUUUUAUGUGGCUGAAAUACUGGAACUAUGAAUUCUAUUGGUGGUCGAUUCUGUCAACAGGGGCAGAUGCUAAAGCCGCUUUUAAUUAACUACAUUGAACAAUGUUUAUGUAUAAUUCCAUAUUCGCAUGAGGCCAUGAGAUCCUCUGGUCCUUUCUUAAUGGAUACUGAAAACAGAACAUAUUUUAGGCCUAAUUGCUUAUUUUAAAAUCGUACUUAGGACUAAAUUGCUGAUGCACUUUUUUGUAAUGAAUACUUUCUCUGUCCCAUAUAAUUAAGCUUAGUUUUGGAUCUUUUGCAGUGUUCUGGCUGAUACUUGAAUCAUUCUUCUUAUUGUAUUUUAUGCAUAUUUAACAAAUCAUUGGUUGAAGAUGCCGGUUUUUUCUUGGACAUGCAAGUCCUCGCCUCUGUUCGAUUGAGUCCUACAAUGUUUUGCUUUAAUCGAACAGCUCUGGUGGAAGGAAAUCAGAGAAGUAGGCCACGGUGAUAAGAAGGACCAAGAUUGGUGGCCGAGCAUGACCACUCUAAAGGACCUAAUUUUUUCUUUGGACACCUCAAAAUUUUUUUUGGAUGAAAAUUGUAAUAUUUUAGCCUUUUUUAAUGAAAAAAUGUAACUUUAUAUAUAUGUUA
Molecule: messenger RNA, 3262 nt
Organism: Chenopodium quinoa (quinoa)
Lineage: Eukaryota; Viridiplantae; Streptophyta; Magnoliopsida; Caryophyllales; Amaranthaceae
Exons: 4
Coding region: 1-720 (239 amino acids)
Biological process (GO): sesquiterpene biosynthetic process
Molecular function (GO): cyclase activity
Source: RefSeq, a predicted model, not a curated record